Molecule: messenger RNA, 711 nt
Organism: Gilbertella persicaria
Lineage: Eukaryota; Fungi; Mucoromycota; Mucoromycetes; Mucorales; Choanephoraceae
Exons: 1
Coding region: 1-711 (236 amino acids)
Source: RefSeq, a predicted model, not a curated record
AUGUUUAUUGACCCUAGCCCAGUACCAAGGUUUCGAAACGUAGCACCACCACCACCGCCCUCACCCCCUUAUUUGAAUGUUUUGAUUGAUACGCCUGAUAACGAUUUGCAUAGUAUUAUCAAAAGCCCAGCUAAAGAUGAAGACGAACCUACCAUAUAUACUUCUCGAGAAUCUAUGACCGCAAAGAAAGAACCAGAGAAAGAGCCAGCAUUUCUAGAUGAACAUGAACAUCAAAUGUCACGGCUGAUUGAAACACUCAAGCUCAAACCACCAUCCAAGCUUCGUCUUGAUUUCUAUCCACCUUUUGUUCGAGGCCAAACUCUUAAAUUUUCGCUACAAAACACUAUACCAGAAGAUCACAUUAUUCUAUUCAAGUUUUUGACUAGUAAUGCAAAUUAUACAAAAGGCCAGCCUGAACGUUACUUUAUUAGACCAAGUGCAGGCAAAAUGGCCUCCACAGAUCAAACAGAGAUUUUCUUAUUUCUGAAUCAAAUACCAACAGAAGUCCCAUUAUCUGAAGAGACUGGUAAUCUGAUUAAAGAUAAAAUCAUGAUUCGAUGGGCCGUCAUUCAGAGAAAUACACAGAUCGAAACUUGGGUAAAUAAGCUACAAGAAUCAACCAGAAGAAGAUGGAUUGAUAUGUUGGAUGAAGAGUGGCCAGAUCAAGUGACAAUACGGAUGACUAGAAUAAAAAUUCGUUUUCAUGUUUAG